CUGCAUCUGUUCUCAUGCAUGCUAAAAUUUGAGAGCCACUGCUUUGUUCAAUAUAUAUUUUCUCUUCCAACUGUUCUUCAGCUUGCAUCUUCCUUGGAGAAUUAGUAUAAUACUUGGGAUUUUGAACUAUCUGUGUACAGUACUUGGCCUUGAAAUUUGAUGGAAGAUUGGAAAAUAUUAUUUGAGCCUUCUUUAAAUAUUAGGUUUGUUUGCCAUUCAAAGAGAUGAGGAAGAAGCUUCUGUGCUUUAUUGGCAUUUCAGAAAUUUCUGCCCAUGGGAGAAGAAAUUUUACCAACCACUGUCCUAGAAUUGAUCAUUACUCUUUUAAGCAAAAACUAGGCAUGAUUAUAUUUAUUUCUGUUUUUCUCUAGCUACAAGAGCCAAAUACUGAUCGACAACUUAUUGAAACUUCUCCGGUUCUACAGAAACUUACAGAAUUUGAAGAAGCAAUUGGAGUAAUUUUUACUCAUGUUCGACUUCUGGCAAGGGCUUUCACAUUGAGAACUGUGGGAUUUAACCAUCUGACCCUAGGCCAUAAUCAGAGGAUGGAAUUCCUAGGUGACUCUAUAAUGCAACUGGUAGCCACAGAGUACUUAUUCAUUCAUUUCCCAGAUCAUCAUGAAGGACACUUAACUCUGUUGCGAAGCUCUUUGGUGAAUAACAGAACUCAAGCCAAGGUAGCAGAGGAGCUGGGCAUGCAGGAGUAUGCCAUAACCAACGACAAAACCAAGAGGCCUGUGGCCCUUCGCACCAAGACCUUGGCGGACCUUUUGGAGUCAUUUAUUGCAGCACUAUACAUUGAUAAGGAUUUGGAAUAUGUUCAUACUUUCAUGAAUGUCUGUUUCUUUCCACGAUUAAAAGAGUUCAUUCUGAAUCAGGACUGGAAUGACCCCAAAUCCCAGCUUCAGCAGUGUUGCUUAACACUUAGGACAGAAGGAAAAGAGCCAGACAUUCCUUUGUACAAGACUCUGCAGACAGUGGGGCCAUCUCAUGCUAGAACCUACACUGUGGCUGUUUAUUUCAAGGGAGAAAGGAUAGGCUGUGGGAAAGGGCCAAGUAUUCAGCAAGCGGAAAUGGGAGCAGCAAUGGAUGCACUUGAAAAAUAUAACUUUCCCCAGAUGGCACAUCAGAAGCGAUUCAUUGAACGGAAGUAUAGACAAGAGUUAAAAGAAAUGAGGUGGGAAAGAGAGCACCAGGAGAGAGAGCCAGAUGAGACUGAAGACGUAAAGAAAUAAAGGCGGGCACGGAAGUGGUGGAGUAUUUACUUGCUCAAUAACUGUGACUUUUGCCUAUUGAGACCUGGCCUAGUUUUCCUACAGACAAUGAAUGAAGUAUACCCAUUGAAAUAAAAUACAAAGUCAAACCGCUGUUGUUGUUUUACUUAUCUGUUUUUAGCUGGAUGGUCUUUAUUACAAAAUUUUUGAUUUCUAUUUAAUGGAAAACUUCACUUUGGUGGAUGUACAGUAUUCCCUUUUAUUUUGUUCUUUAAAUAAUAAAAUUUAAGAAGCAUAUUCUGUGAGGAAUAGAUCCUGUUUUUCUGUCUAUGUCUUAGAUUGUGACCCAAGACUUUCAACUGACAAGUGAAAAAAUCUGCUUUAUGAGACAUUUUGACUGUACCCUACUAGCAUAUAUAUUUUUUGAAAUCUCUGAAUUUUUAAACUAGAUUUUUCAGCUUUCAUCUGGUUUAUCCAGUUCUCAGCUGUAAAUAUUGAACAUACUCCUCUCUAAGCAGUUGAGUCUACUGUAGAAAGAAUGCAUUUAACAUUUAACUGGCUAAUGGUGGAGAUGGAUAUUUAAGUCACAUAUAGUCUUUGAAUCAUUAGAAUAAGAGAAAGUUAUAAUUCUAAGCUGACACCACAUUUUAAACCAAGUGCUGUCACCCUGGGGUCCAUAGAACCUUUAAGAAGUUUAUGGACUUCAGGGAAGUCUCAGAAUCACCUGAAAUUGUAUUCGCUUUUAUGUAUGUGUUUGGGAUUUGGGAGGGGAUAGGGAGCAGGAAGGAGGAGGGUUUAUAGCUUUCCUCAGCAUCUCUAAAGUGGUCCUUGCAGUAAAGGCUAACAUGGCAUUAAAAGACACGACAUUUUAAAAAAUGAUAAAUAUGUUAUUUUAAACUGAACAUCACUGGUUUCUUAUUAAUAAAGGCAAAAACUUUCUUUAUAAAA
Carlito syrichta (Philippine tarsier) is the source of this 2162-nucleotide messenger RNA. RefSeq names its product ribonuclease 3-like. The record is from RefSeq and is a predicted model, not a curated record. Gene Ontology annotation, biological process: primary miRNA processing; pre-miRNA processing; rRNA processing. Lineage: Eukaryota; Metazoa; Chordata; Mammalia; Primates; Tarsiidae. The coding region runs from base 546 to 1235 and encodes 229 amino acids. The transcript is spliced from 8 exons. Gene Ontology annotation, cellular component: nucleus. Gene Ontology annotation, molecular function: double-stranded RNA binding; ribonuclease III activity.